Neltuma alba is the source of this 1758-nucleotide messenger RNA. RefSeq names its product 11-oxo-beta-amyrin 30-oxidase-like. Gene Ontology annotation, molecular function: monooxygenase activity; oxidoreductase activity, acting on paired donors, with incorporation or reduction of molecular oxygen; heme binding. The transcript has 5 exons. The record is from RefSeq and is a predicted model, not a curated record. The coding region runs from base 33 to 1619 and encodes 528 amino acids. NCBI's taxonomy places the organism in Eukaryota, Viridiplantae, Streptophyta, Magnoliopsida, Fabales, Fabaceae.
UCUCUCAACACGUGAAGCACAGAGAGUUAGACAUGUUUGAAGCUUCAGUAUCAGCAUUAUUAUUAUUGGUGGCCACUGCAGCAGUAAUAACAGUGAUAAGAUGGGGAUGGAAGAUGGUGGAGAGGGUGUGGCUGAACCCUAAGAGGCUGGAAAGGGAACUCAGAAAACAAAACCUUAAAGCCAAUCCUUAUAGAUUAUGGUUUGGAGAUUUGAAGGAAAUGGUUCAGAUGCAAGAAAAAGUUACAUCCAUAUCCAUGUCUUCUCAUUCCCACGAUCUACCUCCCUAUGUCGUCCCUUUUGUCCACCACUUGGUCAACAAAUAUGGUAAGAAUUCAUUUAUGUGGUUUGGAACGACACCAAGGGUGAUUCUGAUGGACCCAGAGCAAGUGAAGGAGGCGUUUAACAGGAACUAUGACUUCCCCAGGCCUGAAGCAAUUCUUAUUGUUAAGUAUAUGGCCACUGGUGUUGCAAACUAUGAAGACGAAAAGUGGGCUAAACAUAGAAAGAUCAUCAAUCCUGCAUUCCAUUCUGAACAAUUGAAGGCUCUGAUGCCAAGCUUUUCCCAAAGCUGCAAUGAGAUGAUAAGGAAAUGGGAAGAUAUGUUGUCUUCUUCUUCAGAUGGAACAUGUGAAAUGGAUGUACGGCCCUGGCUUAAGAAUUUCACAGAGGAUGCUAUUUCUCGUACAGCUUUUGGAAGCAACUAUGAAGAAGGCAGAAAAAUUUUCCAACUUCUCUCGGAGCUAGGCGAUCUUAUAAUGAAGAAUGUAAUCAGAUAUCACAACUCACUGUGGAGUGUAGUAUACGCUAAGGAGAAAAGGAGGAUGAAGGAAAUUAAUAGAAUGUUGGAAGCUUCUCUGAUGCGUAUAAUUGAGAAGAAGGAGAAAGCUAUGAAGUUAGCUGAAGCCGCCAAUAAGAGUGACUUACUUGGCAUAAUUCUAGAAUCCAAUCACAAGGAUAUUAAAGAACGAGGGAACAAGAACAACAACGUUGGGUUGAGUAUGAAAGAUGUGAUCGAGGAAUGCAAGUUGUUCUAUUUUGCAGGCCAAGAAACCUCUUCGUCCAUGCUUGCUUGGACGAUGAUGCUGUUGGCUAAGUACCCUGAUUGGCAAGUACGUGCAAGGGAAGAAGUCCUACGAGUCUUUGGCAACCAAACUCCAGAUCAUGAUGGGUUAAGUCGCCUCAAGAUUUUGACCAUGAUCUUGUACGAGGUUUUGAGGUUAUACCCGCCGGCAGGAUGGUUGACACGGUGUCCUAAAAGGGACAUGAAACUUGGGAAUUUGUUAGUACCAGCUGGGGUGCAAGUUCUGCUACCAAUUCUUAUGCUUCACCAUGACAAAGGAAUUUGGGGUGAUGACGCUGGUGAGUUCAAACCAGAGAGAUUUUCCGAAGGAAUUUCAAAGGCAGGGAAAGGUGCUUCCUCCGCUGCAUUUUUCCCGUUUGGAUGGGGUCCUCGGAUUUGCAUUGGAUUAAACUUUGCCUUAUUAGAGGCUAAGAUGGUCUUAUCACUCAUACUCCAGCGCUUCUGCUUUGAGCUCUCCCCAACAUAUUCUCAUGCCCCUCACUACAAUCUCACCAUUCAGCCACGACAUGGGGUUCAUAUUAUUCUGCAUAAACUAUAGGAUUUUAUAUUUCAUAUUGUGGUGCGUAGUUUAUUAGGAAAGUUUUAUUAGUUACAUAUAAAUGAACGACGGAAGUGUCAUCUAUGUACAUUGUUAUAUAUGUCAACAGAAAUUUAAGAUAUACCACUGUGUUUUUAUA